GCUAGUUUCGUCCGGCUAACACGCGAGCAGGCCUAUGUAUUUAUGUGUUGGAUUUCAAUUAGUUGUGUUCUCGCUAAAUAAAUAAAUAUAUAUGAAUAACAGUACUUAAAUAGAGUAGCACGCGUGACAAAGAAAAUAAGAAAUGUUAGGCGGCAGGUCAGCUGAAGAUAGCCAACUAGCCAACACUCUGGAUGUGCCCCGCCCCUUUAGCUCUGGCUGGAUGAGCUCCGAUGAUGCUUUGCGGCUGAAUCUCCUCCUCGCGGAUGAUGGCGGCGAGACUGAAUUCGUGUAAAUUAUAAUCUGUACAACGUUGAUGCGAUUUUCUUUAUUUAAUUCGUCAUUGACAGUUUACCAAGAAUAGUAUUUUCCCGUGCACGUCAGAAACGGGUCUGACGUCAGAAUGACUAAUGAGGAACCUCUCCCGAAGAAGGUUCGCCUUAGUGAAUCUGAUUUGAAGACCCUGACCAGAGAAGAAUUAUGUGCAAGGUGGAAACAGCAUGAUGCCUAUGUCCAGGUUCUUGAAGCGAAAUAUGCUGAUUUAAACUCGAACGAUGUGACGGGGCUGAAGGAGUCUGAGGAGAAGCUGAAGCAGCAGCAGCAGGAGUCCGCACGCAGGGAGAACAUUCUAGUCAUGCGGCUGGCCACCAAGGAACAGGAGAUGCAGGAGUGCACAACUCAGAUCCAGUACCUGAAGCAAGUCCAGCAGCCCAGCGCCGCCCAGCUCCGGUCCUCCAUGGUCGACCCUGCCAUCAACUUAAUUUUCCUCAAAAUGAAGGCUGAACUGGAACAGACUAAAGACAAACUGGAGCAAGCCCAAAAUGAACUGAGUGCCUGGAAAUUUACACCUGAUAGCCAGACGGGUAAGAAGCUGAUGGGCAAGUGUCGCAUGCUGAUCCAGGAGAACCAGGAGCUGGGCAGGCAGUUGUCCCAGGGUCGCAUCGCCCAGCUGGAGGCCGAGCUCGCCUUACAGAAGAAGUACAGCGAGGAGCUGAAGAGCAGCCAGGACGAACUGAACGACUUCAUCAUCCAGCUGGAUGAGGAGGUGGAGGGGAUGCAGAGCACCAUCCUGACGCUGCAGCAGCAGCUGAAGGACACGCGGCAGCAGCUCACCCAGCCGCCUCAGGCCCAGGGCGCCUCCGCCACAGCGACCGCCGGGCCCAGCAGGACCGCCCCCUCCUCCCCCUCCACCUCCUCCGAGCCCGGCGCCCAGACUGAACCCGGCCCAACCCCCGGAACCAGCGCCACCGGGAAGGACUGCGGAAGGGUCACCAACGGCCCCACCAAUGGGAACAACAGCGGCCAGCGAGGGGGCGCGGCGGCCUCGGGAGUGGCAGGGCUGUACCAGGAGGGCAGCAGCAUGGAGGAAGACUUCCCGCCAUCGCCGUUGGCGUCAAGCCCGGCCCACGGGGAGGGCUCCAAGCUGUCGAACCACUCGGAGGAGGCGGCUAGCCAGGGGGGCGGGGAAAGGUUUGUGAGGCGGCUGAGCGUGGGUUACGAGAGCGUGGACUCCCCGACGGGAAGCGAAGCCUCCGCCACCCAGCACUCCAACGACACGGACUCCAACGCCGAUUCACACGAGGCCGCCACCGCCCCCGUCGCCAAGGGCAGCAGGACUGCUGGGACACGGCACGCCACGCAGAAUGGCCUGGACUCUGCUGCAGCCGCCGCUGCUGCCGCGGCAACCACCAGCGCCACGGUGACUACUAACUCCUCCUCCACAGGGUCUGUUUUGUAACGUUCUUCAGUCGUCAUUGAUGUUGUUUUUUUUUAUACUUAAAACAGAUUUAAUCAACACAUGAUAGCGCCAGUGGCAAAGACAUGUUCAUCCUCAUGCUUUUGUUUAAAUUUUUUCCCUUUGCUUCUGUUGACAACAGUUGUGGAAGGAUAAUUUAGUUGGUUAAGCGAAGUGCUUUGAUUUUAAACUUUUUUUUUUUGUUUGUUUGUUUCGUUUUUUUGUUUCCCUCCUGUUGAUGUCUGAAGGAUAUUUGAUCACCACUGGUUUUAUUCACCUCAUUGGCUCGCUAAGAAGUGAAAUCACUUUGCGUUGUUCCACUGUAAAGUCCAAUAAAGUCAUGAGGCCACCGGGUCUAGUCUGCAGUAGACCUGUUCUAAAUGAGUCGACUCUUAACUCUGUCCCUCCAUGGCAGACACUUUUUUUUUUUGUGUGUGUUUGUAGGUUUUUUUUUUGUCUCCAAAAUAUGCUCUAAAUUCACGUUUAUUCUGAUUUCAAUCCUUUUCAUGUACUGACCAAAUAUCAAUAAAUAAUUUUAAUAGAA
Molecule: messenger RNA, 2276 nt
Organism: Clupea harengus (Atlantic herring)
Lineage: Eukaryota; Metazoa; Chordata; Actinopteri; Clupeiformes; Clupeidae
Gene: wtap
Product: WT1 associated protein
Biological process (GO): mRNA modification; regulation of alternative mRNA splicing, via spliceosome
Cellular component (GO): nucleus
Source: RefSeq, a predicted model, not a curated record